Molecule: messenger RNA, 3645 nt
Organism: Alternaria arborescens
Lineage: Eukaryota; Fungi; Ascomycota; Dothideomycetes; Pleosporales; Pleosporaceae
Exons: 1
Coding region: 1-3645 (1214 amino acids)
Biological process (GO): error-prone translesion synthesis; error-free translesion synthesis
Cellular component (GO): nucleus
Molecular function (GO): deoxycytidyl transferase activity; damaged DNA binding; DNA-directed DNA polymerase activity
Source: RefSeq, a predicted model, not a curated record
AUGGGCUCACGCCUAGAGAAGAACUCCGAGUCGGUCCGGAAGCGCAUCGCCAGCCACAAGUUUGACGGCGAGGAUGGGGAAGAGUACAAGGGUUCGGCCUUUGGCGGCUUUAACGAUUACUUUAGGCGAAAGAAGAUCAAACUCCAAAACCUCGAUGCCGACAUACGACGGCAGGCCGGUGACAAGCCCCAGAUAUUCAAAGGGGUCGUGGCACAUGUCAACGGCUACACCCAACCAUCGCUCAACGAUCUGCAUACACUUAUAGUUCAGCAUGGCGGCGGCUUCAUGCAAUACCUGGACGGGAAGACUACGGUGACGCACAUCAUCGCCAGUAGUCUAACACCGAAGAAGGUUGUUGAAUUCCGGCGAUACCGAAUCGUAAAGCCCGCGUGGGUCGUCGACAGCAUACAAGCGGGCAAGUUGCUGCCAUGGAGCGAAUACCGAGUGGUAGACGAAGGCGAGAAGCAGAACGUCCUGGCUUUUAGUAAGGAUGGAAUGACCAGCACGGUAAACGUCAAGACGAGGGGUUAUCGGGAUCAGACAGAUGCCAGUUGGUACACAAGUCAGCUGAGGGGUAGUCAGGCCGGUCCUUCCAGUACGCCAACACCAGCCAUCGGCACACGCUCGCACUCCUCGAAUGAAGAGCAGCGACUUCCCACACCAGAGGAUGACAUCAAGGAUCUGUCGCCCUCUCACCAGCCGGACAACGUGCUUGACCGACCCAUAUCUGGAAAGCCAAGUAGGGCUGCGAAGCUCGUCACACCACCCAAGACUAGCCCUGCGGUGGUCCUGGCGGAUGUAGAUGAGAUUAUCGACGAUGUCCACGACAGCCUCUAUACCGACCCGAGCCCACCUCUACCUCAACAGAUCGAGUACGAGAAUGAGAUCGAAGCCAAAUCGAGAAAGACGUCGCGCGCGCCAAACGCCCUAAAGCCUAAGGGACGGGAGCUUACUGCAGAAGAGCAUAAUGCCAUACUUUUACGAGACCCGGACGUUCGCAAAUCUACCGUCGUAGAUCCUAACUUUCUAGAGCAAUACUAUCGCGAAUCACGCCUGCAUCACCUAUCGACUUGGAAAGCCGACCUGAAAGCAGAAAUGCAGGCAAUAGCAGACGAGAAGAGCUCUUCGCAGAAAGCCAAACAAAAACGCACAUCAGGCGCCCGGCGCUACAUCCUACACGUGGAUUUCGACAGUUUCUUCGCCGCUGUCAGCUUGAAGAAAUGCCCAGAAUACAAAGACAAACCCGCAGCGGUUGCACACGGCCAAGGUACUGGCUCUGAAAUUGCAAGUUGCAACUACCCAGCGCGUACGUAUGGUGUCAAGAAUGGUAUGUGGAUGAGGCGAGCUCAGGAGCUCUGUCCGGAACUCAAGAUCUUGCCAUAUGACUUUCCUGAAUACGAAGCCACUAGUCGUACGUUCUACGAGGCCAUAAUUGCUACAGGUGGAUUGGUGCAGAGUGUAAGUAUCGACGAAGCGCUCGUCGAUGUCUCGAACCUUUGCAUCGCUGCGGGUGGUAGCAAUGGGAAGCAACAUUCUGAAGGCAGCAUUCAUCGCGAGCAAGCAAAGGCCGAGGAAAUUGCAUUGAAUCUACGGGAUGAGGUCAGGUUAAAAACUGGUUGUAAUGUCUCCGUCGGUAUCGGUAGUAAUGUCUUGCUCGCUAAAGUAGCGUUACGCAAAGCAAAGCCCGCUGGGCAGUACCAGAUCAAACCCGAAGAGGUUUUAGACUUCAUGGGCCAGCUCCAGGUACAAGAUCUUCCUGGUGUUGCUUGGUCGAUCGGCGGCAAGCUUGAAGACCAAGGAGUGAAACUUGUCAAGGAUAUUCGCGAGCUCACAAAAGAAAGACUCGUUCAGAUUUUAGGACCCAAGACUGGAGAAAAGUUAUACGAGUACUCAAGAGGCAUUGACCGCCAAGAGCUGGGUGAGCAAGAUAUUCGCAAGUCUAUCUCUGCUGAAGUGAACUGGGGCGUUCGGUUCGAGAAUCAACAACAAGCUAAUGAUUUCAUCGCAAGCUUAUGUGGAGAGCUGUCGAAACGAUUGUUGAGUCAGAGAGUAAAAGGUAGGCAUUUCUCAAUGAAGGUUAUGCGACGCUCACCCGAUGCUCCUCUCGACCCUCCCAAGCAUCUUGGCCACGGCAAAUGCGACACACAUAGCAGGAGUGUGAUGUUGGGUGUCGCCACUAAUGCCAAGGAGAUUCUCACGAAAGAGGCAUUAGCUAUGCUGCGCGGCUUGGGCUUUACCCCGGGUGAGCUUCGAGGGUUCGGUAUGCAGUUGACGAAGCUUGAGCCUAUGAAGAAUGCUACAGAUGGCAGUCUUGAAGGCUCUCAGCGAAGAUUACAGUUCAAAGUCGGCCAAGGCGGACCUGUCCGUGCCGCGCGAGCUCCAAAACCUGUUGAAAACCCGAUUGCAAAAGCGAUUGUAGAGGACCCCAUUCAAGACGACCCAGAGACCCCACGAAAGGCAAAAGCAUCGACAGGAAGCGAACAUGUUCCAUUUGGCGCUCCGACACUCAAUGCAUCAACACCUUCUCGCCGUCCGCUAAACAUGUUAGGCACACAGUUCAUCAUGCCUACGCAGGUGGAUCCUGAUGUACUUGCCGAGCUACCAGAAGACAUACGAUCAAAACUCCUCCGCCAAACGCGCCAAUCAUCACCCACGCUCGCAAAAGUUGUAGAAAAAAGAGGUAACCCCAACACACCUACAAAAGCCAUGGCUUUCGCCACAACAGCACUUCCCAACCAGUCUCAACUGGACCCUGAUAUCCUCGCUGCUCUGCCAGCAGAAGUUCGUGCCGAGGUACUUGCGCAGUAUGAUGCCAACAAUACGCCCUUCUCUCCAUCUCGCCGUCCAAAGGGCGUGGACCAAACGUUACUACCUCAAUCGCCACGCAAGAAUAGGAUCAUAGGUAUCCCAGCUAAGAAACCCGUUGUGCCAGUCAAACGUGGUAGAGGUCGUCCGCCAAGAUCCGCAAUGCUCGCCGCUGCUGCACAAGCAAAGUCCAUUAGCAUGACUGGCAAGACACUCACUCAAGCCAAUUUCAUCUCACUCAAGAACCCGGCACGAGAGAGUGUGAGCAGGGAGAACUCCGCUGGUCCAAGCGAAGAUGCUUUCGAAACAAGCGAUAUUACCCAGCCGUCUGAAAGAGAUGACCUUGACCUAGACUUCCUCGCUGAGCUACCCGAAGAUGUUCGCAAAGAAGUUCUCGCGCAACACAAAGCUGACAAGAUGAGUUCCUUUUGUCUCGCCUUAACCAGAAAGACCAAAUCUGCACCCCUACCACAAGCACGUAACGAAGAACCUAAGAUCAAAGUCUCUCGACCUGCAAAACCGACGUUUACCACUCAGAAACUCUCAGCGCAGGCAGAUUUGAGAGGUGCCAUGAGGCAAUGGAUUGGUACUUUCAUGGAUGAAGGGCCUUAUAACGAGGACGUUGUUGCAUUGAUCAAAUAUCUCAACAAAGUAGUCCUAGAAGAGAAGAACAUGACCAAGGCAGUCGGUAUGGUGAAAUGGAUUGACUAUGUCAUCAGUGACGAAGCACAAAAGGGAAGCUUCCCGAAGGAGCAAUGGGAAGGCGCCCUUGUGCGGAUUAAAGGAAGCGUUAUCAAGGCGGUGAAAGACAGAGGGCUGGGCACAGUUUGUUUCGAUUAG